Molecule: messenger RNA, 939 nt
Organism: Marmota monax (woodchuck)
Lineage: Eukaryota; Metazoa; Chordata; Mammalia; Rodentia; Sciuridae
Product: olfactory receptor 4K3-like
Exons: 1
Coding region: 1-939 (312 amino acids)
Biological process (GO): G protein-coupled receptor signaling pathway
Cellular component (GO): membrane
Molecular function (GO): olfactory receptor activity; G protein-coupled receptor activity
Source: RefSeq, a predicted model, not a curated record
AUGGGUGGAGAAAAUCAGUCUGCAGUAUCAGAAUUUGUGCUUCUGGGACUCUGUCACUCAUGGAAUACUCAGAUAUUACUCUUUGUAAUAUUUUUGGUGCUUUAUCUCAUCAUUGUUCCUGGAAAUAUUGUCAUUGUGACCUCAAUCAUAACUGACCCUCAUCUCUAUUCCCCUAUGUAUUUUUUGUUAGCUAACUUGUCCUUUGUUGACAUGUGGCUUUCCUCAAUUACCACUCCUAAGAUGAUCAUAGACUUUCUCAGAGAGGACAAGACCAUUUCCUUUGGUGGCUGCAUGUCCCAGGUCUUCCUUGCCCAAUUAAUUGCAGCACUUGAGAUGGUGCUCCUGGUGGUCAUGGCCUAUGACCGCUAUGUGGCCAUCUGCAAACCACUUCACUACUUCACCAUUAUGAGCCUACAAAAGUGCAUUGGGCUGGUGGUGACCGCCUGGACCAUUGGCUUUGUGCAUGCCCUGAGCCAAGUGGUUGUCAUUGUGCACUUGCCUUUCUGUGGCCCCAGGGAAGUGGACAGCUUCUUCUGUGAUAGACCACUGGUAGUCAAGCUCGCCUGCAUGGAUCGCCAUAAUAUAGAAAUUUUCAUGAAUAUUAACUGUGGGUUUGUGGCUAUAACUUCCUUUGUUAUGCUACUGAUAUCCUACACACAUAUUCUUAUCACAGUAAGCAAAAGCUCUAAAACUGGUGCAUCUAAGGCCCUGUCCACAUGCAGUGCCCACAUCGCAGUGGUGGUGCUUUUCUUUGGGCUUUGCAUCUUCCUCUACGUGUGGCCACUCAGCAUCACCUGGAUGGACAAAUUUCUUGCUGUGUUUUAUUCUGUAUUUACUCCUCUCCUCAAUCCAGUCAUUUAUACACUGAGAAACAAAGAGAUGAAAAAUGCUAUGAAGAGAUUCAGAAGCUACUACAUAGAUUGCAAGAGAAACACUUAA